AUGAGAGAUUUAUGUAAGCAGCUGCUGCCUCUGUCCAGCAGUCUGCACGCAGGAGUGAGUCAACUGGCCUGCCAGGGGCCUCCUGGAGGUUUUGGAGGGCCCGGGGCUGUCGGUGGAGCAGCUAGAGGAGGAGAGGUGAACAACCUGGUGCGCAUGAGGAGCCAGGCCCUGGGACAGUCUGCUCCAUCCCUCUCUGGGCUGAAGGAGCUGAGCCUUCCCAGAAGAGGCAGUUUCUGUCGCACGAGCAACAGAAAGAGUCUGAUUGUGACAUCCAGCACCUCCCCCACCCUGCCACGACCACACUCACCUCUGCAUGGACACACAGGUACCAGCCCACUGGACAGCCCUCGCAACUUCUCCCCCAACACAGCUGCACACUUCUCUUUUAUUCCUGCACGCAGCCACGGACACAGAGCUGACAGGACGGAUGGCAGACGCUGGUCCCUGGCCUCGUUGCCUUCCUCUGGCUAUGGCACCAACACUCCCAGCUCUACUGUCUCGGAGACGCUGCACCAGCUGCCCUUCCAGCCCACACCGGACGAGCUGCACUUCCUCACCAAACACUUCAGCUCUGAGAGCAUCACGGACGAGGAGGGACGCCGCUCCCCUGCCAUGAGGCCUCGCUCCCGCAGCCUCAGCCCCGGGCGCUCGCCUGUCUCCUUUGACCAUGAGAUUGUAAUGAUGAACCAUGUGUACAAGGAGAGGUUCCCCAAGGCGACAGCUCAGAUGGAGGAGCGACUGGCCGAGCUGCUCUCGUCCUCAGCCCCGGAGAAGGUCUGCCCGCUGGCUGACGGGGUCCUGAGCUUCAUCUACCAUCAGCUGAUAGAGCUGUCCAGAGACUGCCUGGAGAAAAGCAGAGAGGGCCUCAUCACCUCCCGCUACUUCUACGAGCUGCAGGAGAACCUGGAGAAGCUGCUGCAGGAUGCUCAUGAGCGUUCAGAGAGCAUGGAGGUUACCUUCGUCACACAACUUGUCAAGAAGCUGAUGAUCAUCAUCGCUCGACCUGCACGCCUCCUGGAGUGCCUGGAGUUUGAUCCUGAGGAGUUCUACCACCUGUUGGAAGCGGCAGAGGGCCAUGCCAAGGAGGGCCAGGGCAUCAAGUCUGACAUCCCCAGAUACAUCAUCAGCCAGCUGGGCCUCACCAGGGACCCCCUGGAGGAAAUGGCGCAGCUGAGCAGCUAUGACAGUGGGAACCCGGAAACCCCAGAGACUGACGAGUCAGUGGAUAGUCGUGGAACCACUGUGCCAGCAGCGCCACCACAGGCUAAAACCAAAACUCCUCGAGAAGAGGACUUUGAAAACAUCAAGCUCAUCAGUAACGGCGCCUACGGUGCUGUGUUCCUGGUGCGUCACAAGGAGACCCGGCAGCGUUUCGCCAUGAAGAAGAUCAACAAGCAGAACCUGAUCCUGAGGAACCAGAUCCAGCAGGCCUUCGUGGAGCGAGACAUCCUGACGUUCGCUGAGAACCCCUUCGUUGUCUCCAUGUUCUGCUCCUUUGAGACUAGGAGGCACCUCUGCAUGGUGAUGGAGUAUGUGGAGGGUGGAGACUGUGCCACACUGCUGAAGAAUAUAGGAGCCCUGCCGGUCGAUAUGGCCCGUAUGUACUUCGCCGAGACCGUCCUUGCAUUGGAAUAUCUUCACAACUAUGGCAUCGUGCACCGAGACCUCAAACCAGACAAUCUUCUCAUCACAUCGAUGGGACACAUCAAGUUGACAGACUUCGGUCUUUCCAAGAUCGGUUUGAUGAGCUUGACCACAAACCUGUAUGAAGGACACAUAGAGAAGGACACCAGAGAGUUCCUGGAUAAACAGGUGUGUGGCACUCCAGAGUACAUCGCCCCAGAGGUGAUUCUCCGUCAAGGCUAUGGGAAGCCGGUGGACUGGUGGGCGAUGGGAGUCAUCCUGUACGAGUUUCUGGUGGGCUGCGCUCCCUUCUUCGGAGACACACCAGAGGAACUGUUUGGGCAGGUCAUCAGUGAUGAGAUCAUCUGGCCGGAGGGUGAUGAAGCUCUACCUCAGGAGGCUCAGGACCUCAUCGCCCAACUGCUGAGACAAAACCCUCUGGAGAGGCUCGGCACAGGAAGCGCCUUUGAGGUGAAGCAGCACCCGUUCUUCACCGAGCUGGACUGGAACAGCCUGCUAAGGCAGAAAGCUGAGUUCAUCCCCCAGCUGGAGUCUGAGGACGACACCAGCUACUUCGACACUCGCUCUGAUCGGUACCACCACGUGGACUCAGAAGAGGAGGACGACACGAAUGAUGAUGAACACGUGGAGAUUCGACAGUUUUCCUCCUGCUCACCUCGCUUCAGCAAGGUGUACAGCAGCAUGGAGCGUCUGUCCCUGCAUGAGGAGAAGAGGACGCCUCCACCCACCAAACGCAGCCUCAGCGAGGAAGGAGGAGAUCGCAUUGACAGCCUGAGUGGACUCAAGUCCAGGGAUCGAUCCUGGCUGGUGGGAUCUCCAGAGAUACUGCGGAAGCGUCUGUCAGUCUCUGAGUCGUCCCACACUGAGAGCGACUCCAGCCCCCCUCUGACAGUGCGGAGACGCUGCUGCUCCGCCAUCAUUGAGAUGCCGCGCUUUGCCAUCUCCUCCGAGGAGGAAGGAGCUGUAAGUCGUAAGAGUCCCAGCCUGCUGGGUCCGAGUGCAGUGAGGGGUCCACGGAGUGACGAGCUCCCCCUUGCCAUCCCAGAGAUCCCAGUGGAGAGAGAGCUGAAGCUGGACGAGUCUCCCACCACCCCGAGCUCCACUUCCAGCCCACUGAGCAAGGCCACACUCACACCGGGCAGCUCAGGCGACAUCUGUGAACGUGUUAACGGUGGUAACGGCAGCAAUGGUGGCACCAGUGGAGCUGCUAAAGGUGCAUCAGACAGCGACUCUCCAUCGACUCCGAAGGCCAUCAGUGACCUGGCGGCUCGCCGGGCGCGGCACCGGCUGCUCUCAGGGGACACAGACAAACACACGGCAACAGUGAGCUCCAGGCCACUUAACAAGGUCAUCAAGUCGGCCUCCGCCACCACGCUGUCACUGAUGAUCCCCGCAGACCACCAUGGAGCCUCCCCACUGGCCAGCCCGAUGUCACCCCACUCGCUGUCAUCCAACCCGUCGUCACGAGACUCGUCCCCGAGCCGGGACCUGUCGCCAGCCGUCAGCGGCGUCAAACCUGCCAUUAUCAUCCACAGAGCGGGGAAGAAGUACGGCUUCACUCUGAGAGCCAUCCGGGUCUACAUGGGCGACUCCGACAUCUACACUGUGCACCACAUGGUCUGGCAUGUGGAGGAGGGCGGUCCGGCCCAUGAGGCGGGGCUGAGGGAGGGCGACCUGAUCACCCAUGUCAACGGAGAGCCGGUGCACGGUCUGGUUCACACUGAGGUGGUGGAGCUCAUUCUGAAGGGCGGCGCCAAGGUGUCCAUCUCUGCCACCCCGUUUGAGAACACGUCCAUCAAAGUCGGCCCUGCCCGAAAGACGAGCCAAAAAUCCAAGAUGGCGAGACGCAACAAGAAGACCAAGAACAAGGAGGGACAGGACAGUAAGAAGAAGACGUCUCUGUUCAGGAAGAUCACCAAGCAGGCGUCUCUUCUCCACACCAGCCGUAGUCUGUCCUCCUUAAACCGCUCCCUGUCCUCUGGCGAGAGCGGCCCCGGCUCUCCGACACACAACCUGUCGCCACGGAGCCCGACCCAGGGCUACAGGUCCAUACCAGACUCCGUCCACUCAGUUGGUGGAAACUCUUCUCAGAGCAGCUCCCCCAGUUCCAGUGUCCCAAACUCCCCAGCGAGCUCGGGCCACAUCCGGCCCAGCUCCCUCCACGGUCUCGCCCCGAAGCUCCAGCGCCAGUACCGCUCUCCACGCCGAAAGUCUGCCGGCAACAUCCCCCUGUCUCCUCUGGCCCGCACACCUUCACCGACCCCUCAGAGCAGCUCCCCACAGCGCUCCCCCUCCCCGCUGUCCAGCCAUGCUCUGGGCCAGUCCACCGGGGGCCCAUCGUUCCCUGUAAAGCUGCACUCCUCCCCUCCCCUGGUGAGGCAGAUAUCCAGACCUAAGAGUGCAGAGCCUCCACGCUCUCCACUCCUCAAGAGGGUGCAGUCAGCUGAGAAACUGGCUGCCUCCCUCUCUAACCCCCCCUCAUCCCCGUCUGGGGUCGCAGCAGCAGGGGACAAGAAGCUGACGGUGGGAGCAGCUGUAGGGAGUCGUAAACACAGUCUGGACAUCUCCCAUUCAGAGUUUAAGAAGGAGAUUCUGCAGAGGGAGCCGAGCCUGCAGAGCCUCCAGGAGUCAGCCAGCGAGAGUCUUCUGUCCUCAGCAGGACGUGGUGUGGAGAAGGGCAGCCUGCAGAAACACUCCUCCUCUUCCAGGAAGUUAGGACGCCAGGAAGGGGACGGUGCCCUCAGUGUGGUGUCUGGCUCACUGGGCCUGGCCCCCGGGAAGAGCAAGCUGAAGGACAAACUGUCCGCCAUCCGGCAGGACAGAGCAGAGCGGAGGGAGUCACUGCAGAAGCAAGACGCCAUCCAUGAGGUUGAUUCAUCUGAGGACGAGACAGACGAGGGCUCAGAGGACAGCCAGGAGGGACGCAGGGGGGCAACAUUCACCCCUCCUCCCCUGCUGAGGCCCACCACUGUGAGAACAGGCCCUGGAGGCACUCUGCCAUCCCUCUGCCUCUCCCCCUGCACCCCCCAUGCCACAUUCACCCACACAGGACCCUCACAGGUAGGCAGGCCCACUCCCUCGCCUGCUCCCUCCUCCAUUACAGAAACAAAGUCCAGUCAGAGCACCUCCUCUCUGGUCCUAAAGGACAGCAGCUCUGCCUCAUCCACUGAAGACGGAGCACAACAAGAGAGGAAGGUUGUGGAGCCAAGUGGUACCAAACCCACUCAGGGCUCCCUUCCCUUCUCCACUCCAGGCAGUGCCUUCAUCUCAGUCAGCAAGGACACUUUCCUGAAUCCGACUCCUCCACAAGACUCAAAGAGCCAGUCCAGAGCAGAGGACCCUGGAACCACUGCCCCCUCUACAAUGAGCACUGCAAGUAUUCCUGACUGCACAGCCUCCACGAGUACCGCAGCCUCCCGAAUCACCACAAGUACAACAGACUGUCGAACCGCUAACAGCCGAGAUGCUCCCUGCACCUCCCGCUACUCUCCUGGCAUCCCCAAGGAGAAGAAGGACGCCGAUAAUCGGAAACUGUGCGCUGCUGCCGCUGCUGCGAGUCUAAGUGGGUCAUCCUCGUCCCCUUCAAGCUCCAACUCGGGCGCUAGCUCCCCAGUUCCACCCUCUGACAGUGGGGUUGACAAAGUUAUGUCCCAGCUUGCGACAGUAGCUAAGAGCGUUCUGGGUCCUGUCAAACUGAGCGCUCCUGCAGACAAGAGCUCAAAGGACCAGAAACCCUCCAGAGGUGGAACCCCAGAAGUCCCCCACCCUGACCCCCUUUCCUUCCCCUCCAAACAGCUCACAGCCCCUCAGUCACCUCACCUAUCUCCAACCAGGCAGAAAACAGAGCGAGCUGCUUCACCGACCACUUCACAGAGGUCGGCCAAAUCCUCCUCCCAGAAAGACUGCGCAACCCUGGCAACACCAUCCUGCAAGGACGUCACAGCAGGGGCCACAUCAGGGUCUGUAAGUAGGGAGAGCACUGCCACCUCUGCAUCUGCACAGCGGCCGGGUGCAGCAGCUCAGGUCACCCCCAACACAAGCCUCCCUGUCUCUGCAGCAACUGAGCCACAGCGCAAGGCGUCCGAAUCCCAGACAGCAACUAUGGCCAGCGGCACAUCCGCCUCCUCACAACCAGAAAAAGCAACCGGCAAGAAGACGUAGCAGCAAAACAAAAUGUACAGCUCACACCGCUCAGUGCUAGCCGGAGGCUGUAAAACUCACACAAACUGCAUGUUUGGGAGAACACAACAUAUUACUAACUAAUCUGAAAGUAUGACUUUCAAAGGAAGGUGCAGACAGAGAGCUAACAGCAGCACACACAGAUGUGCUGGUCUCAGCUCUGUGCCAGCUGUUCUGUGCUUUUUAUGUUUGUGAGAGUUAAUUUGGUGUCCUGCCGCUUUGGUUCAUGCUUUCAGACUAAAUUCCACGAGGGGUUUCGUUCGUUACCCUUCUGCAGACAUGUCUGGGGCUAGAAAUAAAGAGCUCGCUGGUCCAUGCACAGGCAAGUUAAAGUGUAGGCACAUUUACACACACCACGCAUGUUCCUCAAACAGAUCAGAACAUACCUUGCUGAACAGGCUCUCGUCCUAGAACAACUGCUAACCAUCCCUCACUGGAAAAGGAUUGCAUCUCUGCAGUGAAGUGCAGCUUAAAUUCAUCAGUCUGUGUAAAAGCAUUAGAGUGUUUUUAACAGGAGGGACUCUGCAGUGUCUCUGUACACUCAGCACCCAGCUAAUAAGACCAAAUUUAAUUCUCCCUUUUGCUGUAGCCCCUGCUGAGUUGACACUGCAGCUCUGCAGCUGAGGAGAUGUAUUCCCCGAGCACUGACUGCAGGAGUGGUUCUGCAGACAUUCAGAGAGAUUUGAAUUUCACUGUUGGAUCAGGGUUUAUGUGCAUUUAUCAAAGGACAGAGCUAUGGAAGCUGCCUAAAACUCAAUCAGUGAGCUCAAAGUUUUAGUUCUAAUAUUUGAAAAGCACUGACUUCCUGAAAAGUACAAGCACUUACAUCCAGUCCGCCAUGUGUUUGUUAGCUAAGAUGCCAGAUCAGGUCAGGUUUCAGUUGUUGGCUCCAUUUAGCCCCAGUUUCAAGUUUGCUAACACAUCUUUAUUUAUUUCUACUUGCAGUUUUUAUCAGCAGAGAAUGAUGCUAACUGUCACUUUCACCAGCCCAUAAGAUGGUGAUGCCUGAUUUUACAGUGUGGCUGCUGCAGCUACUGCGUUUUCUGCAAAUGCUCUAAAAGUAUCUAAAAGUAAAUGUUUAUUAAAGGGUUAAACAAAGGGACUUAUUACUGGAUCCAGUAAAGUCCUGUCAAAUCCCAGCCCUAGCAUGUUAGCAUGAGCACAACUAGCUAGGCACGUUGGACAUGUUUUAACUCCGGCCCUGAGAUUGCCAUGCUGCUCACCACUGUUUGGGUUCAGCCACCUGCACAGACCCCCACCCUGAGCUUCAGCUGCAGACCCAGACUGACUGUGGCUCUGUUGGACCACCACCUUUUUAUUUCUAGUCCGCUCGGCCUCUAAAGGCUCCACUUGUUUGUUUGGUAUCUGGACUGACUCACUGUGCUUUUUGCCUCUAAUCCACUUUGUGUGUGUGUGUGUGUGUGUGUGUGUGUGUGUGUGUGU
Messenger RNA from Monopterus albus (swamp eel), 7266 nucleotides. It is a transcript of the gene mast2, whose product is annotated as microtubule associated serine/threonine kinase 2. Gene Ontology annotation, biological process: cytoskeleton organization; peptidyl-serine phosphorylation; intracellular signal transduction. NCBI's taxonomy places the organism in Eukaryota, Metazoa, Chordata, Actinopteri, Synbranchiformes, Synbranchidae. Gene Ontology annotation, cellular component: microtubule cytoskeleton. The record is from RefSeq and is a predicted model, not a curated record. Gene Ontology annotation, molecular function: magnesium ion binding; ATP binding; protein serine/threonine kinase activity. The transcript is spliced from 31 exons. Bases 1 to 5805 code for a protein of 1934 amino acids.